Messenger RNA from Ilex paraguariensis (yerba mate), 661 nucleotides. The record is from the annotation of a GenBank genome assembly. Lineage: Eukaryota; Viridiplantae; Streptophyta; Magnoliopsida; Aquifoliales; Aquifoliaceae.
AUGCUCAUGUAUGCAGAAAAAUCUUAUGUGCGAAAGCCCAAGGACAAUUGCUUGGUGGUGCAACAGAUGUGGGAAGCUGUCCGUGCUAAUGAUAAGAAAGCUGUGUACAGUCUCAUUGUCAACUAUGAAGCAGAUGUGAAUGCUGUCUAUGACCAAGCAUCUUCGUGUUCUUCUUUAACACUUGCCAAAGUAAUGUUGCAAGAGCAGACCAGCCUUGAUCAUAACUCGGGUUGCUUAAUACGGGAGACAUCAGGAAAGUCCUUCUUGAACUCUUCAAGUGUUGCAAACACAAGUGAAGGCCGCAUGGUGGAGGAUAUUGAUGGUUGCUCCCUGCUUCACCUGGCUUGUGAAGCUGCAGACAUUGGCAUGCUAGAGCUCCUUCUGCAGUAUGGUGCAAAUAUGAAUGUUCGUGAUUCAAGAGGUCAGACGCCGCUCCAUCAGUGUAUUCUCAGAAAGAAAGCUACAUUUGCGAAGCUUCUUCUUUCAAGGGGAGCUGAUCCACAGGCUAUAAACGGGGAGGGUAACACCCCACUUGAUCUUGCAGUGGAGUCAAAGUUUGAUGAUUAUGAGGAGAAAAGGAUGUUCACAAAUUUGAUUGUCCCGAGAGAGGCAGGUUAGCAUGCUCGUCUGUAAGAACUUGUGCAAAAUGGUACCCUUUUGU